Bubalus bubalis (water buffalo) is the source of this 1859-nucleotide messenger RNA. RefSeq names its product deoxyribose-phosphate aldolase (gene DERA). Gene Ontology annotation, biological process: deoxyribonucleotide catabolic process; carbohydrate catabolic process. The coding region runs from base 16 to 1218 and encodes 400 amino acids. The record is from RefSeq and is a predicted model, not a curated record. Gene Ontology annotation, cellular component: cytoplasm. NCBI's taxonomy places the organism in Eukaryota, Metazoa, Chordata, Mammalia, Artiodactyla, Bovidae. Gene Ontology annotation, molecular function: deoxyribose-phosphate aldolase activity. The transcript has 9 exons.
UUUGCGGGAGUUAGUAUGGGAGUUCCGCGCCUGGCGGAGAGGACCGAGGAGGCUAGGCGGUGCGAUUUUCUCUUCAGUCAAGGGAGUCACGUUCCAGGCAUCCGGGGGUGUUCAGUGGUUCCGCCCUCAGAUGGGCGUGGCCUGGCGGAAGAGGGGCGUGGCGUGGCGAAGCAGGGGUGGGGCGAAGCAGGAGCUGGAGGAAGGAGGAAGGGCCGUACAGAGGCGGGCUCCCGGAGCCAGCUGUGCUGCGGCCUCUUCGACAUGUCGGCGCACCAGCAGGGCACGGAGCUCGAUCUUAGCUGGAUCUCCAAAAUACAAGUGAAUAAACCAGCAGUGCUAAGACGUGCAGAACAAAUCCAGGCUCGUAGACCUGUGAAAAAGGAGUGGCAGGCUGCAUGGCUCCUGAAGGCUGUUACCUGUAUAGAUCUUACUACACUUUCAGGUGAUGAUACAGCUUCCAACAUUCAAAGGCUGUGUUAUAAAGCCAAGUAUCCAAUCCGGGAAGACCUCUUAAAAGCUUUAAAUAUGCAUGAUAAAGGCAUCACUACAGCUGCCGUUUGUGUUUAUCCUGCCCGCGUGUGUGAUGCAGUGAGAGCUCUAAAGGCUGCAGGCUGUGACAUCCCAGUGGCAUCAGUGGCCACUGGCUUUCCAGCUGGACAGACUCAUUUGAAAACACGAUUAGAAGAGAUCAGAUUGGCCGUGGAAGAUGGAGCUACGGAAAUCGAUGUGGUGAUUAAUAGGACCUUGGUGCUGACAGGCCAGUGGAAAGCCCUGUAUGAUGAGAUUCGUCAGUUUCGCAAGGCCUGUGGGGAGGCUCAUCUCAAAACCAUCUUAGCCACAGGAGAACUUGGAUCUCUCACGAACGUCUAUAAAGCCAGUAUGAUAGCCAUGAUGGCAGGAUCAGAUUUUAUUAAGACUUCUACGGGAAAAGAAACAGUAAAUGCUACCUUUCCAGUAGCUAUAGUUAUGCUUCGGGCCAUUAGAGAUUUCUUCUGGAAAACUGGAAACAAGGUAGGCUUUAAACCGGCCGGAGGCAUCCGCAGCGCGAAGGACUCCCUUGUGUGGCUCUCUCUCAUAAAGGAGGAGCUGGGAGACGAGUGGAUGAAGCCUGAACUCUUUCGAAUAGGUGCCAGCACUCUACUUGCCGACAUCGAGAGGCAGAUUUACCAUCACGUGACUGGAAGAUACGCAGCCUACCAUGACCUCCCCAUGUCUUAGAUAAUCAACAAAUUCCAAAAACGUCCUUUGCAACAAUGUGUAAAAAUUAUCUUUCUAUGUGAUUGCUAAAGUUAUUUAAUGAAAAAAUGGGGGGAUAGAUAACUUACCCCCCGCCCUUAAAAUUUCCAUUGAAUUUAGCUUAAAGAAUGAAUGGAAAAAAACCAACUAAUCUACACAUGGUCCCCAUUUCAGGCAUAUCUGAAAUGAUCUGAAUUACUAUAUCUCCAGGGUUAAUGUUGCAAAGGUUUUCUCUUAAAGAACUCUGAGUAAAAUGUUAAUGAUAGCUUUGAUAAUGUUAAAUUCUAAGGGAGCAAAUAUUGACUUGCCCAAGAACCACUAUGCAGCAAAAGAAAAUGAAGCACCCCGAACUUCUCUUGCUCUUCCAAACUAUUUCAGGACUAAUUUCCUAAUCACUCAACACGAAUUUCCUGCCAUGAUAAUUUGUCUUUAAUUUUCGCAACAGAAAUGCUCUUUUACUAAUUGUUUUGCUAAUGAAAUAUCUGUCAUUUUAUAUGAAACUAUGGAUAUCAUUGAAUAUUUUUAAUGAAAACAUUCCUAUCAUUUAUUAAAAAAACUUUAAAUUGUAGUAAUACAUAGGGAAAAGUUAAUCUAUUAAACUUAAAAAGAGAUUUUAUCCAUGA